UUAAAAAAAAGAAAAUUUGAACUCAAAUUUUGUUUUUCCUACCGGUGAAGUCACAUUGGUUGUGAUAACAAGACAAAAGUCAAAUUAAUUUUAUUGUGUAAGGUUGGCUAAAAUUUCCAAUCUAGUUGUGCGCGCUUGCCGGGUUCUCAAGCUAAACAUUGUUUUAAUUUAAAUUUCCUGUGAUAUUGUUCUCUUCAGCGUUUCUUCACUUCCUUUUCCUUUUUUAUAAAAGUUACCAAGAGUAAUUUUAAAGAUGGAUCGCAGCUUCCAGAGCUUGCGAGAUAAAUCCCUCCAGGGCCCUAGUGCAUGGCCUUCAACUGCCAAGAGAAACACAUUUGUCAUGCGAAACCGAACGCCUACAGGAGGAUCUUCGCGAAUGAGUGUCUCAGGCCGUUCAUCUCAAUCUGUCCAAGUGAUUACUCGAACAAGAAACCAUGAUGUUAAAUCAUUUGGCAUGCCGCUUCCAGUGCUUGUUACAGAAGCACUUACCUAUGCUGACAGAAGCACAGCUGUUAGUGCACAUAUAUCCCCUGAUGGUUGGGCCUGGCUUGUAUGCGGCCGUAGGCUUUUGAUUUGGCAAUACAAGCAAACACCUGCAAUGGCUCAACAGCGUCGUCCCCCAAGCACACAGUGCAGGGAACUUACGUUACCUGCCAGUGAACUUGCUCAUAGAGCAGAUUUGGUAUGGGUAUAUACACGAGAGGACAGUCCAGUUCCUUCGUGUAUUGCUGUGUCACCAGAGGGAACAGUGAGAUUUUGGCCAAGCAUUGCUCAUGAAGGAACCUCAGUAGAAAAUUCAACCGAUUUGCAGGGCCAGGAGUGUGACUCUUUGACUAGCAUUGCCUCUCUAGGUUGCAUUCUUGCGACUACCACCUCUACAGUAGUUCACUUGCAGCCAGAGGUGUCAAAUGGUAGACACUGUGUCACUAGUACCACCAUGAAACCACCUCAAAGUCUUUUAGGAGGUAUUGGUCGCCGAAUGUCAUCGUUAAUUUUUGGCUCCCUUCCUACUGCGGGAGCUGCUGAGGCUAAAUUAGUUCGAGUUGCAUCUGUGGAAAACUCAAGAGGCUCCAGCGAACAAGAAUUUAUUGUAUAUGUUUUGACUGAGCACACUCUUCAGAAAUGGUCUGUUACACCUUUUGACCUCGAAAGACUUAUUUUUGAAUGUGAUGUGGGAAGACGAGUUCGUGAGGCCUUUCAAGAAAAAGUUUGGGAUUCUCAAGGAGGAAAUCCAGAUGACCAGGAAUCGUGGGUCCUAGAUAUGCAGCCUACCAAAGAUGGUGUAGCCAUACUUGCUGCUUCAGUUCAUCCUCAAGUUUCCCAAAACAUGCAAUUUGCUAUUGCUACCCUGAAUACUGAUUUAGCAAUCCCACCUACUCGACUUAAAUCAUUCAGCCCAUUGAAGAAUGAUGUUGUCUCACUUAAACCAGAGCAAGAUAUCUCUCAGUAUCAACUUUUGAUUGCCGGACACUCAGCUUUGGUGUACAGUCAACGGAACAUUCUGGUGUUUCCCUUUCCCGUUCCCAAUGGACUUGAAGAUCCUGAUGUCAUUGAGUUCCGUAAUGAAGGGGAUAAAAUAUUAGGAGGCUCUGUAUGUGCAAAUGUCCCAGUCUUUUUCUCUAAAUCUCAUGGCCUAGUCUCUAUCUCUCCUCUGGAUUACUCUCCUCAUGACUUAAGCAGCCAAAAUGAUAGUGUUAACUACGGCCCUGAUGUAUCAAUUUCGGAGUGUGGAGACAUGUCUGUGCUUGAACAAGACUUAGAAGAACUAGUAACACAUCAAAAUCUUGAUGCACGUAUGAAAGCUGCUUUCUUAUUCCAUGUGAGCAAAAACCAAGACCAAUGUGAAGCACUGGUGAAGGAACUAUUUCCAAGAGCUGAAGUACCCUUAUCAGAUGUGGACGCUCCCCUUGAUAUUGCAGCUGUGAAAGUUAGCCAAGAUUUGAUUGAUGACAUUCCGGCAAGGGACCCUCGCUGGGUUGAUAUGAAAACUUCAAGUAUAAGUUUGUCGAGUUCAACAUCCCUGCACAUUCUCAGACAACUUGAACAGAAGCAACAUGCCCUAGACCUUUUCUUUCAGUUCUUGAUUGAUCUUAAGUUGUGGGAAAGGUUUAGUGCUGUGGUCUCUUUGGGUGUUGUUAUGGCAACUACGCAUGUUCUCGCUGAACAAGCAGAAAAGCUUGUUGCAGCAAUUGCCUUUCACCAGCUGCAAAGCGAACAUGCCACUUUAACUGAAACUGCAAUACGGCUUGCACUUGAACUAGAAAGAGAAAGGCCAACUGGUAAAUUGAACGCAAAGGAUCUCUUCUUCCGCAAGGUGUCUGGUAUUCAAAGGGCCCUGCAAGUUUUAGUUAAGUGGUCUGAAGACCAGAUUCAUAGCGAGUGUUCUCCUUCAGAAGUUGCUCGUCAAUUAGCAGAAGUCAAUGAUAUAGUUCUGGAAGUGAUUGUUCAAGUUAUUCAAUACCGACAACAGAAAGCAGAAAUUUUUCAACCUAACCCACGUAUGGAGACUACGCUUUGUGAAUACCUUCCAUGGACUGCAUCUGUUGGAGCUGGCGGCCUUCGUGAACCUUUGUUGAAACAGCAAUCAUUGACUCUGAAAUUUGGGGCACGCAGCACAGGUGAUCCAAAACUAAAAGCAAAACUAUAUGAUCAAGUUUUUAAGAUGAUUGAUAUCAUCUUGAAUGGGAAACUGUGCCAUUUAGAAAGCGUUCGAGGCUCCAACAAAGAGACAGUUCUCUUUGAGCAAUACCAAAAAGCACGAUCUUCAUUAAUCGCCCCACUAGUGGAGGAUCGUGAAUAUGAGCGUGCUGUAAUGCUCGCCGAGAAGUACUUUGACUUCCAAACUUUAGUGCAGAUUUGUGAUCUUACAAACAAUAGAGAACGUCUAGAUGUAUACAUAGAAAAAUUUAAAGAUCAGGACUUCUCCCAGUUUCUAUUUAACUGGUACAUUCAAGAACAAAAGCCUGGUCGACUUUUGGAAACAUUUAGAGCAGGAAGUGGGCUGAGUGCAGCUGCAGAAAACUCAGCUCAACAGGCCGCGCUGGCAAGGUUUUUGGGGGAUCAUCCAUCUCUAUCCUGGCUGCAGCAUGUCUUCCUCAAAGAUUUCCAAAGGGCAGCCGAUACCCUAACUAACUUAGCUGAGCAGGAAACGGAGCUUUUGAGGCGCAAAAAGUCUAUGCUUUCUUUAGCAAAGUUGGCUUUAUUGGCAUCAGGUGGGGCUGAAAGACAUGAUCAAAGAGCAUUGCUUGAUGCUGAACUUGAUCUUGUGGCUCACCAGGAGGAUCUUCCAGAGUCUGUACUUAUUGCUUAUGGGUAUGAUAUUGAUGCCCUUAAUGUUCUUCCACCAGCAGAAUUAAUUCAGCUGUUAAUAUGCAGUGAGAACCAAUCUGCAAAUGAAUUUACUUUCAAAAAGGCAUUAGAUCUACUUGAAUACGAAGAAAAUCAAAAGGCUGACCUCAAACAUAAGAUUUGGUGCCAGGCAAUUUUGCGAGAUGAUUGGGUGGAAGCAGAUUCUGAUAUUCCCCUAAAUGUAGUCCAAAAGACAGUAUUUUAUAAGCUUGUGGCUCUCAUUGAAUUCAUGGAUUUUACAGGUCAGUCUUUAAAAGAGCUUGUGCCCCCUAAAGAAAGACUGUUGGAUGCCCCAGAGCUCGCAAAACUGGCUGAUCAUAAAUCAUUUGAAUUUCUCAUGUCAGUUGCUUAUGAAUAUUUUAAGGAAGUCCUAUCAAAGUAAUGGUUACAUGAAAUGUGUCAUCCCUAGAGUUUAAAAACAAUUAAGAUCAGUGCUUACCAAUUUAUUUGGAAAAUAAAACAAACAAGUGUGUAUAGUGUAAAUAUAACUGUGAAUUGAUUC
Molecule: messenger RNA, 3850 nt
Organism: Thrips palmi
Lineage: Eukaryota; Metazoa; Arthropoda; Insecta; Thysanoptera; Thripidae
Gene: Nup133
Product: nuclear pore complex protein Nup133
Exons: 17
Coding region: 254-3730 (1158 amino acids)
Biological process (GO): poly(A)+ mRNA export from nucleus; transcription-dependent tethering of RNA polymerase II gene DNA at nuclear periphery; protein import into nucleus
Cellular component (GO): nuclear pore outer ring
Molecular function (GO): structural constituent of nuclear pore; protein binding
Source: RefSeq, a predicted model, not a curated record